This is a messenger RNA of Klebsormidium nitens, 1860 nucleotides long. The record is from the annotation of a GenBank genome assembly. Lineage: Eukaryota; Viridiplantae; Streptophyta; Klebsormidiophyceae; Klebsormidiales; Klebsormidiaceae.
AUGCCACCCAAGAAACCCCCAGAUGUCGCUCUCCACCACGAAUGCCUGGCCUACGUGAGCAAACUCUUCAAAGAGCCUAGGACCCGAGAGGACGUCAAGCUCAGGGCCCUGAGGAACAAAGAGACCGAAUGCACCGUGGUCAAGACCAGCCUCAGCAGCUUCUGCAAGGACGCUGCCAGGGCCCUCCCUCUGGAGAGCGUGCUCAAGGAAGUGAAUAAGGCCAUAUUUGAGGCCUACGUCCUUGCUAACCUGCAUGUACUACGGAUGUGUGAGUCAGGUCGAGAAGUGCCACUUCUGGACCAGCCCUUCUUCUACAACUGCCUCUCUGCCGUCAGUAUGGCUGGUAGGCAGAAGAGCUCCGUCAAAGACCUCUACCUCAGGGAGACCGUAGAGCUCUACCUGGCAUCACGCCCCGCAAGCUAUCUGCCUCCGGACUGUGAGCAUCUCUCUUCCGGCUGGUACCAGAAUGCAAGCCUUCAGAUGGCCACGUGCACCAGGAAUUCCGUCGCCACCAACUUCUACAAGCGCUUCAAGCGCUACCUGAAGCACAAGUACUCCCUCGACGGCCCUUCAUGCUAUUCCAAGAUGCGGGACAUGUUCGCCGAUGAGUACGAAGGCGACGACCCACUGGUUUUGAGCCUCCUACCCACGAAGAGGGGCUUCGAGUGCAAUCACCUCAAGAUGUGCACGAAUGGUCUUUAUGGGCUUCUCAAGAAGGGAGGGGUCGAGCUUCCGGCCUCGGGAGCCGAGUUCAGGAAGGUGGCUGACGAUUACUGGCGGGACCUCUUCGACAUCGCAAAGUUUGAGACGUGCAACCGCAAGUUCGCAGGCGAGAUCCUCACGGACGGAAAGGCCGUCUGCAUCGUACUGAGGAAGCCAAAACCCAAGCAAGCUUCAGGCGAAGCAACACUCCCCGACCUCACAGGCGAAGAGGAGUUGUGGGGCCUAGACCCCGGCAGGCGAGACCUCUUCGUCAUGGUCAACGAAGAAGGAGAGAAGCUGAAGUGCUCAACUCGAGAAUUCUAUGGCGACGCCAAGUACAAGCACAGCAACGCCAAGAUCAAGCGGUGGUACGAUAAGAGCCUGGAGGUGCUCGAGGCCAUCCGCAACAUGCCUACCAAGAAGACCUCGGAGAGCACCAAGUUCCUCGCUUACGUGCACUUCGUGCUGCCUCGGUUGGACAUGCUCCUCGUCUACCACAUGAGGCAGGGAUUCAGAGGGCUCAAGUUCAAGCGGUACAUUUCGGUGCAGAAGAAGCUGCAUGCGCUCUGCAAUGCCAUAACGAGGCGAGUGGGUUGCAAGACGGUGGUGGGCUUCGGGGACUGGUCUAACAAGGACUCCGGAGGCAUCAUCAAGGGGUCUCCUUCUGGGCCCGUGAAGCGACUGGAACGGGAGCUCCGCAAGCAUUGCAGGGUGGUCACGAUGGACGAAUUCAGGACGAGCAAGCUGCACUUUGAUUGCAAGACGCAGCUGCGCAAUCAGUAUUCGGAGAAGCGGUGCAAGGAUGGGGCGGUCAAGACGUUCAAGGUCCAUAGUGUACUCCACUGCAUAAACAGUGGCUGUCAUGGUAUGACUGUGAACCGCGACGUGAACGCCGCCCGUAACAUCCUGAGGCUGUUGAGGCUGCGGCUCGAAGGCCGCACCAGGCCGGUGGAGUUUUGCCGGUCGGUUAAACCGAGCAACCACCCUCCUCCAGUGGAGACACCCGCAAACCCGGGGUGGCAACUCGGAUCUCGAUUUGGUGCUUGGAUGAAACUAGUAUUUAAGAUUAUCUAUAUGAUCAUGGUUUUUUCUUGCAAUGUAAAUGGCACCGUUGAAUUCCUUGCGUCGAGAGGAGCAGAUAUCACCUCUUAUAUGUGA